[Torrubiella] hemipterigena is the source of this 735-nucleotide messenger RNA. The record is from the annotation of a GenBank genome assembly. NCBI's taxonomy places the organism in Eukaryota, Fungi, Ascomycota, Sordariomycetes, Hypocreales, Clavicipitaceae.
AUGGCAACAGCAGCACCGCAACCGAACGGAACAGCUGCACCAUCUGCGCCUGCAGCACCUGCACCCGUUCCUACUGCGUCUGCGGCAAGCCAGCCUGGCCCUGCCUCCGGGCCUGCUUCAGCCGCUGCUCCUCGACCGCGCGAUGCUCGACUCAUUGAGCUACUUCUCACGUCUCAGGGAGUCACGGCAUACGAACAACGAGUCCCGUUACUACUCCUCGACUUUGCUUAUCGACAUACAUCGGCGAUUCUCAAUGACGCCAUUCACCUCGCGGCCGACCCGUACGUCACACAUGCAGGCUCAAAGCCAUCGGCCUCGUCAGGCGCCGUUGCAGCUGCAGCAGGAGAUGCCGCUGUUAGCGCAAAUGCGGUGAGACUAGCCAUUGCCGCGAGAUUAGGAUUCCAGUUCCGCGGUGGCAGUAGCGGCGGUGGUAUUAGCAAGGAGUAUAUGCAGGAGCUUGCUCGGGAUCGCAAUAAGGUCGCCUUACCCAAGAUUACGCCAAACGAAUGGGGAGUCCGUCUCCCAAGCGAACGCUUCGUGCUCAGUGGAACUAGCUGGGGCUUGCAAGAUCUAUGGAAUGAAAUGGGAGAGCAUGAGGCUGUGGGCACCAAUGGGGAUGCAAUGGAAGGCAUUGAAGGCCCAGUCCCAGUUGAAGAAGGUGGCGAUGGUGUUGAGGGCGGUACAGUAGACGAUGUUUUUGGAGAUGACAUUGAUGAGGAAAUGGCGGAAGAAUAA